This is a messenger RNA of Phaethon lepturus (White-tailed tropicbird), 474 nucleotides long. RefSeq names its product gamma-glutamylamine cyclotransferase (gene GGACT). The record is from RefSeq and is a predicted model, not a curated record. The transcript has a single exon. Gene Ontology annotation, molecular function: gamma-glutamylaminecyclotransferase activity. Lineage: Eukaryota; Metazoa; Chordata; Aves; Phaethontiformes; Phaethontidae. The coding region runs from base 1 to 474 and encodes 157 amino acids.
AUGGCGCGUGUCUUUGUCUACGGCACGCUUAAGAAGGGCCAGCCCAACUACAAGCACAUGAUCAACACUGCCAAGGGGCUAGCGAAAUUCCAAGGAAGGGGCCGCACGGUGGAGAAAUACCCGCUGGUGAUUGCAGGAAAAUACAACAUUCCUUACAUGCUGAACAUCCCAGGGACAGGACACCACGUUGCUGGGGAGAUUUACUCAGUUGACGACCAGAUGCUGCAGUUCCUGGAUGAGUUUGAAGGCUGCCCAGACAUGUACCAGCGUACCCUGAUGAGAAUCGAGGUGGUGGAGUGGGAAGGGAAGGGCGGCGCGGGCGAGGCGCGGGCAGCUGCCGAAGGCGUCGUGGAGUGCUUUGUGUACAGCACGACAACGUACCCACCCGAGUGGGUCGGCCUCCCCUACCAUGACAGUUACGACUCCUCGGGGAAACACGGCCUCUCCUACGUCCUACGCGAAAGCCGGGAUUAG